AUGCUUGAUGAUAAUAAUACCUGCGAUAAAAAUUUACAUAUUGCUAAAACAAAUUUUAGUUCAAUCAAACAUUUGAUUCUUUACUCAUAUGUAAAUCUUAAAGAUUGUUUCCCUCUUUUAUCAUAUGUUCCAAAUGUUCGUCGUUUAUCAAUCAAAUGUUUAAUAUCUUCAUCAAAUUAUAUUGAAACAUGUUCAAUCAAUUUAAGCAAUUUAACACAUAUUUCAAUUCAAUUUGAAGAAUUUAUUUGGAUUCUUUUUAAAAAUCUUCGAGUCUUACAUCUUUCAACAAAUAUGGAUGAUAAAUAUUUUAAAGGAUGA
Adineta steineri is the source of this 318-nucleotide messenger RNA. The record is from the annotation of a GenBank genome assembly. Lineage: Eukaryota; Metazoa; Rotifera; Eurotatoria; Adinetida; Adinetidae.